Fusarium oxysporum Fo47 is the source of this 515-nucleotide messenger RNA. RefSeq lists its product as uncharacterized. The transcript has a single exon. NCBI's taxonomy places the organism in Eukaryota, Fungi, Ascomycota, Sordariomycetes, Hypocreales, Nectriaceae. The coding region runs from base 4 to 270 and encodes 88 amino acids. The record is from RefSeq and is a predicted model, not a curated record.
GAGAUGGACACCGGUCAAUGCAGGUCCAGAGUACCUCAGCGUCAUGAGGGGCGGACCCAGAGGCACGCAGCAAAGCGACAUCAAUGCCCCAAGCCAGGGUGCGGAAAGUCUUUUAGUCGGCCAUCCCAUCUCGCGCGGCACGCUCUGAAUCAUUCUGCUGUCGAGUUCGAAUGUCACCGAUGUGCGGCGUCUUUCAAGCGCCGCGAUCUCCUCGGUACGUCCAUGUCUGGCCGAUCCUGCAACAUCCACGCGAUUUAUAGAAAGAUCUGAAGAUGUGCUUUGUUUGGAUUCUCUUUCAUAGCUCGUAGUCAAUUGCCGAAUGAUAUUUAUGAUGAUUUCUUCAGGAAGAUCAGUGAGUCGAAUUGAAGGAGAAGAGAUCUUUUUAGGAUUGGGAUGUCCUGAUCGUGGUUUCUUGGUGGUGUCUGCCAGAUGCUUUUACAUAAUUUUCUUUCCCGGUAUGAUCAUGUCCUUCUUCCUUACGAGGUAGAAAAUAGAUUGUUGGGUCGAAGAACUCG